Molecule: messenger RNA, 1119 nt
Organism: Cryptomeria japonica (Japanese cedar)
Lineage: Eukaryota; Viridiplantae; Streptophyta; Pinopsida; Cupressales; Cupressaceae
Exons: 2
Coding region: 1-1119 (372 amino acids)
Source: RefSeq, a predicted model, not a curated record
AUGAUGCAAGAGACCAAGCUAAAUGAAGAAAAAGCUUCCUUUUUUAAAUCUUUUAGCAGGACGUGGGAUGCCGUGUUUCAGGAGGCAAAAGGGUCUGUGGGUGGAAUGGCGGUCCUUUGGAAUCUAGAUAAAGUGUUAGUAGACUUGAUCAACAAGCAAGAAAAUUGGAUGCAUUGUAAAGUAAGAAUCUUGAAGGAAGAUAUGGAAUUUUCUCUAUUCAAUGUUUAUGGGCCGACCAAGACAGAAGAAAAGAAAAGGGUUUGGAAAGAAAUUUCAGAUCAAAUUAGUAUGAUUGAUUUGGAGAAAGAAAUUGUGGCGGGAGAUUUCAAUGCACUACUCAACAAUGAAGAAAAAUUUGGAGGCUUAAGAAUGAAUGCCGGAGUGAUGGAAGAUUUCAGAGAUUUUGUGAUAGAAAAUAACCUCUUUGAUGUUAUCCCUAAAAUAGGAAAUUUUACAUGGACUAACAGGAGAGCAAAUUUUAACAGAAUCUCUGAGAGUUUGGACAAAAUAUUUGCUAGAUCAUUUUGGAUUAGAGUCAAAAAGAUGAAAUAUCUUAAGAACAAAAUUAAAAUGUGGAAUGUGGUAUCCUUCAAGAAUAUUUUUGCUGAGAAAAUAAGGGAGGAAGAGGAACUAGAUAGGAUCAAUAACAUGGUAAUCAAAAAGGGGAUGACAAAUGAAGAGUUUUAUGCUGAGAAAUCUCUUAAAGCUGAAUUGGCAGAAAUUCUUCUAAGAGAAGAAAUGUUUUGGUGGGACAAAUCUAGAGAAUUAUGGAUAGAUGCAGGGGAUUCAAAUUCCAAAUUCUUUCAUGCCUCUUUAAAAGCAAAAAGGAAUAAAAAAAAAAUUAAUCCAUUGAUGGAUGAUUCGGGCAAAAUGGUUGGAAAAGCAGAGGAGUUAGAUUACAUAGCAAUCAAAUAUUUUGAGAAAAUUUUGGGAUCCUUGGUGGAGGCGAGAGAUGAAUCUGUUGGAUAUCUGUUGGAUAUUAUUGACAAAUAUAUUUUGGAGGAGGAUAAUACAUUACUAUUGUCUCCAAUCACAAAAGAUGAAGUUAAAAAGGCAACAUUUGAGUUACAUCCGCAUAAAGCUCUAGGUCCAGACGGGGUGACUAUGGAGUUUUAUUAG